AUGAGUAUCAACUCUUCACUUUUUGAAUCACAUCCUGGUGCAAGUAAAUUGUUGAUGACAAGAACUAUAUGUGAUGAAAAUGGUAUUCGGCGCACAUACAGUGCCAAUUCUGAACCUGGGUUUAUUUUUGGAACCGAUGCAAAUACAACGUUUUUGGUGAAAGUUUACAAUUUUUCCACUCCUGUAAAGAUACAAAUUUCAUUUUCUCAGUCACCUCCGAUAAAUUGGGUCUUAUUCUUUGUGAUUUUCGCUGCGUGCUUUAUUGUACUUCUUGUUGUUGCGGGUCUAUUAUGGAUGAUUAAAUUACGAAUAGAAGUAUUCAGAAGAAAUCAGAGACGUUACGAUGAGAUUGAACAAAUGGCUUCUCGUCCUUUUGCUUCUGUGAGGCUUGAACUUACUUCUCCUCGUGCCAAUUUGAUGGCUACUCCCAUAUCAGUGGAACCAUGUAGUAAUUAUCGUUCUGGUAUAUUUACCUUAGCAGUCCGAUUGCCAACUGGAGGUCGCCAAUUCACCCCGCAUGGAACUUCGGGUUUAGCAGUUGCAUCAGCAUUAUGUCUGCUAACGCAAGCGCAGUUGGGUGUCUUACAAGCUACAGAAACAAGUGAUGGUAAUCAUAAUCGCAAGACAACGUUAAUGCGUUACAUUCCAUUCAUUCGUUCCUAG
This is a messenger RNA of Thelazia callipaeda (thelaziosis nematode), 663 nucleotides long. NCBI's taxonomy places the organism in Eukaryota, Metazoa, Nematoda, Chromadorea, Rhabditida, Thelaziidae. The record is from the annotation of a GenBank genome assembly.